AUGGAAUCCGACUGGAAAGCCGCUUUGAGCAUCCCGAAAAAAGACACGCGGCCGCAAACAGAUGAUGUGCUUGGAACCAAGGGCAACACGUUUGAAGACUUUUUCCUGAAGCGUGAGCUGUUGAUGGGCAUCUUUGAGGCCGGAUUUGAGAAACCUUCGCCCAUUCAGGAAGAAGCCAUUCCAAUUGCCGUAGCCGGAAGAGAUGUUUUGGCCCGUGCCAAAAAUGGGACCGGAAAAACCGCAGCGUUUGUGAUCCCAACGCUGGAACGCGUCAAGCCCAAACUUAACAAGAUCCAGGCGCUAAUCAUGGUCCCCACGCGUGAAUUGGCCUUGCAGACCUCCCAAGUGGUAAGAACAUUGGGUAAACAUUGCGGGAUCUCGUGCAUGGUGACCACCGGCGGGACAAAUUUGCGCGAUGAUAUCAUGCGUCUCAAUGACAACGUUCAUAUACUCGUUGGUACACCAGGCCGUGUGCUUGAUUUGGCAUCGCGUAAAGUAGCGGAUCUCAGCGAAUGCCCUCUAUUUGUCAUGGACGAGGCCGACAAGAUGUUGUCGCGGGAUUUUAAAACCAUCAUAGAGCAGAUUCUUACUUUUCUUCCUUCGCAGCAUCAAUCUCUUCUAUUCAGUGCAACCUUUCCGCUCACAGUGAAAGAGUUUAUGGUGAAGCACCUUCAUAAACCAUACGAGAUCAAUCUCAUGGACGAAUUGACAUUGAAAGGUAUUACUCAAUACUACGCGUUUGUGGAAGAAAAACAAAAGCUGCACUGCCUCAACACUUUGUUUUCCAAAUUACAAAUCAAUCAGGCUAUCAUCUUUUGUAACUCUACCAACCGUGUUGAACUGCUUGCCAAAAAGAUUACAGAUCUUGGAUUCUCAUGCUAUUAUUCGCACGCGCGGAUGAAGCAGCAAGAGAGAAACAAGGUUUUCCACGAAUUUCGCCAGGGAAAAGUGCGCACUUUGGUGUGCUCAGAUUUACUCACCCGUGGUAUCGACAUUCAAGCUGUGAAUGUUGUCAUCAACUUUGAUUUCCCCAAGACCGCAGAGACAUAUCUACAUCGUAUCGGUAGAUCUGGAAGAUUUGGGCAUUUGGGUCUUGCCAUCAACCUCAUCAACUGGAACGAUCGUUUCAACCUUUACAAGAUCGAGCAAGAAUUGGGCACUGAAAUCGCUGCUAUUCCUGCUCAGAUUGAUAAGUCGCUAUACGUCGCGGAGGACAACUCUGCGGUUCCAGUGCCAUUCCCAUUGUCGUCUCUACCCAAUACGAUGGCUAAUGUUGCGGGUCAACAAUUGCCUCCUCAACAGACUCAACCGCAAUUUCAUGCAGUACCAUCGGCACAGUACGCCGUUCCACAGCAACAAAAUCAGUUGCCUCAAGGAUCUCCCCAGCAGUUCCAACAACACCAGCACUUACAGCAACAACAACAACAACACUUGCAACAACAACAACAGCCGCACCAACCACAGGCAUAUAACCCUCAGCAAUAUGCUCCUCAACAAUACCCUCCUCAACAAUAUGCUGCCCAGCAGUACAUGCAAGGCAUAUCUCCAAUGAACGCUACGGCAUCUUUGCAGGGUCAAGCAUCUCCUCACGGCUACUGA
Messenger RNA from Lachancea sp. 'fantastica', 1599 nucleotides. The record is from the annotation of a GenBank genome assembly. NCBI's taxonomy places the organism in Eukaryota, Fungi, Ascomycota, Saccharomycetes, Saccharomycetales, Saccharomycetaceae.